This is a messenger RNA of Fusarium mangiferae, 684 nucleotides long. RefSeq lists its product as uncharacterized. Bases 1 to 684 code for a protein of 227 amino acids. NCBI's taxonomy places the organism in Eukaryota, Fungi, Ascomycota, Sordariomycetes, Hypocreales, Nectriaceae. The record is from RefSeq and is a predicted model, not a curated record. The transcript has a single exon.
AUGUCCGCUGAAGAACAACGCGCGGCCUCACUCCGAGAUGCCGAGAAAAAGGCUGUCGAGCUAUUCAACGAGAUCGAGAAAAGUCUGAUCCGCCCUGGCAUCAGCGAGAAAGAGUUGAACAACGAAAUCCAUGCUCUCGGUGCUGAGCGUCAUGGCGUGAGGACUCAUUGGCACAAACGAGUGAUUCGCAGUGGGCCCAACACAUUGAGGCCAUUCGAGGAUAACCCUCCCGACAGGAUUAUUCAGCAAGAUGACAUCCUCAUCGUCGACCUUGGGCCUGUCUUUGAAGAGUGGGAGGCUGAUUUUGGCCGCACUUUUGUUUUGGGAAACGACCCUAAUAAGAUCAAGCUGCGCGACGCCCUCGAGCCAAUCUGGAUCGACGUCAAAGCCAAGUACUGCGAGAAUCCAGAUAUGACGGGAGAACAACUCUACAAUAUUGCCAAGGAAGCUGCUGAGAAGGAGGGUUUUGAGUUUGGUGCGCCGAUUGCGGGACAUAUUGUUGGGUCUUUUCCGCAUGAACGCAUUCCCAAGGACAAGAUUACCCUUUACAUCGCGGAAGGGAAUAACAACUCUAUGGACACGGUUGGCAAGGAUGGGAAUAAGAGGCACUGGAUUCUUGAGAUUCAUUUGCAUAACAAGGAGCUUGGGUUUGGUGGAUUUUAUGAGCAGUUGUUGACAGCUUGA